Molecule: messenger RNA, 1917 nt
Organism: Angiostrongylus costaricensis
Lineage: Eukaryota; Metazoa; Nematoda; Chromadorea; Rhabditida; Metastrongylidae
Source: the annotation of a GenBank genome assembly
UUGGAUUACCGUAAUCUUGUGCUUGACGUGAACUCAGCCUCUCUGUAUGUUGGAGCUCGUGGAAGAAUAUUUCGAUUAUGGGCCUACAAUAUUAACGACACUUCGGAAAAUCUGUUCGUUGAUCGUCAUGUCAAAGUGUCACCGGUCGAGUUGUCAGAGUGUCGUGCCUUGGGAAACUCGAUCGAGGACUGUCAGCCAUCGACGAGAUUUAUGGCGCUUCAGGAUAAUAAAGAACGACUAUUUGUGUGUUCGUCAGUGGCAAUGAGACCGGAGAUCCGCGUUCUCGAUGCCGUAACAUUACGAGAUCGUCAAGAAUCACGUACAGAAAUUGGAAUCUGUGCUCCAGAUGCCUACGUAAACGCAACCGCUGUCAUUGUCGAAUGGGGUAAUCCAAGCGAGCUAUCGUCGGUAUAUUCUGGAAUCCGAACUGGUAUGGCCGGUGAGAAUCAUCUAAUCUACCGACCUGCUCUUGUCGACAAGGAUCAGGAGGUGCAUUCGAGCAUGCGAAGUGUCUACACAGACAAUCGCUGGCUAUACGAGCCCCAAUUUGUUGGUUCGUUUGAUGUUGGCGAGUAUGUGUACUUCUUUUUUCGUGAAAUCGCCAUAGAAAGCGGAACAACCGAAAGAAGUGUAUACAGCAGGGUGGCGAGGGUAUGUAAGAAGGACGUUGGAGGACGCGUGGUUCUGCGGCAGGUGUGGACGUCGUUUUUGAAAGCUCGUUUAAACUGCUCUAUUUCAGCACAAUAUCCGUUUUACUUCGACCAUAUACAGGCGGUAACUCGAGUCGAGACUUUGGAGGAUACGCUGUUCUAUGCAACGAUGAGUACAUCGGAGACGGCGUUUGUAACGUCAGCAAUUUGUGUGUUUUCCCUGAAGAACAUCAACCAGUUAUUCCAUCAUGGUUUCUUCGUUGAUCCGAAUAGUUCAAAUUGGUUACCGUUACCAAUGGAAGCAGUACCUGAGCAUAGGCCUGGAACGUGUGUCUUGAACUCACAUUUGCUUUCCGAUUCCGAUCUACACUUCGCUAAAUCGCAUCUGAUGAUGGCAGCCCCUGUGUCAGGAGGUACUCCUAUUCUUCCUACUCGAGACGUUGUUUUCACGCACAUCGCGGUCGAUAUUCGAAAUGAACAGAAUGUGAUUUUUGUACUGGAUGGCAGGUCGAAUACUUUAUGGAAAGUAUCUCAUUGGCGUGACGGAAACUCAUGGGUAUGGUCAGAAUUGGAACGUAGAACGAUUUCGAAUGUGGGGUUGAUUAAGGCGAUGGCGCUAUUGCCAGGCGAAUUUCUAUACUUCGCGUCACGAUCAUCCGUCACACAGUACACUUUAGCAGCUUGUGAAUUGCACAUUUCGUGCUCUGUAUGUGCCGUGGAUCCAUACUGUAGUUGGAAUGUCGCUAGAUCGUCUUGCUAUCCACGAGAGAAAGCGCAUGGACAAAGUUUGGGAUGGAUAUCGUCAUGGGCGGGUCGAAGCCCAUCGGAAUGUUUGGCACUAGCCAAACCUCACACAAAGUCUGCUUAUCCGGGAGACACAAUUCACUUCACGGGGAUGUCUGGUGCUGUCUGGAAACGGGACGGAAACGUAAUCACAUCGUGUGAUCGAGUACUGUUCACCGACUUAGGAGGAUUGGUGGUUAUGAAUGUUUCGCGGGAAGAUAACGCCGACUAUGAAUGCACCGUUAACGGAAAAUAUCCGAUCAAAUAUCGAUUAGUUGUAGAUCACGAGGAAUGCGCUCAACCGCGAACAGUGCAAGCGUAUAAAUCCUGCCAACGUGAAUGGUGCAAGAAGGCAGAUCAGUACAAAACUGCGUUGGCCGAUUGGAACGAUGCGAAGAGACGUAAUGUGAGUCGUACGAAAAGAGUUUGCUUUUUAGAAAAGGAAAAGCUCCUGUGGUUCGUGAAAAGUGAAAUCAACAGAUAA